AUGAUUAAGGAGAAAAUGAAAGAGAAAGAGGACAAUGAGAGGGAUAGAGAGGGUAGUAAGCUAUUAUUGAAGAAGGGCAAACUAGCCAAGAGUAAAUCAAAAAGCAAAUCUUCGACUAAGGUAUCUUUGAAGGAGUUUGUAAAUCAAGUGGAUCAACUAUCUACUGAUGAUAUGCCUAAUGUACUUCCCCGCCGGUCUACACGCAUUCGAGGCCCCCCCAAAUCCCUUUCACUUGGAGAUUUUGUGGGACCGUGGCAAGGGCCCUCAAAUGUAAACAAGAGGGGAUUGAGGGACGUAGAUUCGGAGGAUAGCUCAAUUGAGUGUGACUGUGAUCUUGGUACAGCACAGUUUCGAUGGACUGUGGAAAUGCAAGCCUCACCUGAGCAAUCACCAAAGCAGCAUCAAACACCUAAUGCAUGGAACACACCAACUAGAGUGCUAACUGAUGUUGAGCAGUGGCCAAAAUUGACCACUGUGUCCCCAUUGGUGGCAAACGAAAUGAUGUUGUCAAAUAAAUUUGGCUCACUUAGUGUUGAUCAAAGAAAAGAAGUAAUGGGUUCCAAGCAACGAGAGAGUGAUAAGCCCGUCCGAGCUUGUCGAAAUGAGGAUUCGGUUGAUCUACAUAUAGAAGAUGGUAGUGAAGGUCUGGAUACACUUGCUAUAUCAGGUAAAUCUCUACAAGUUGGGAGCUCUUUAAUUAAAGAGGAGAUUAACCAGGUGUCAAAAUUGAAGUAUAAAAUAGGUGCCCAUAAGAUUGAGAACCAAGUAGAUGGCAUUUACAAUGUCCCUAUUGAGAUCUCAAAAAAAGGCUUUUCUCAUUGGGAAAAUGCUUUGGUUGGAUACUUCAUUGAUAAAAGAUUCUCUUUCCAUUAUGUGAAAACUUGGGCGGAGAAACUUUGGGAAAAUUUGCUUGAGAACGUUUUGUACAAUGUUCCUUUGGAACUUUUGAGUGAAGAGGGUUUGGGUUACAUAGCUAGCAUCUUGGGAACUCCUCUUUAUUUGGAUGAGCCAACUUUUAAGAGAAGCAGACUUACGUUUGCGAGAAUUUGUAUUGAAGUGCCAGCAAAUAAAGAGAUCCUUAAGUCUUUCAAAAUAAAUUUUGGCUAUGGUGACCCAUAUGAGAUUCAAGUUGAGAUACCAUGGAAGCCCCAAAGUUUAUUUUCGGACGAGAGCCGCAAGCUUCUCGACCAGACUGCCGCCGCGGUGGCGCUUCCUCGGCCGUUGGAUUUCUCCGGGAUUGAAGAUGUAUCGCAGAUUGUGAAAUCUUCGGUUUCCGGUGAAUUGGCCUCCAUUAGUGAGCUUUGCGCGGUGAAACGGACUCUGCGAUCGGCGAGGGAGUUGUUUGAGAAGCUGGAGGAGCUUGCUUUGCACGAUGACGAUUCUUCUGAAAGGUACUUGCCUCUGCUUGAUAUUCUUCGGAGUUGCAAUUUCCUGAGUGAGUUGGAGCAAAAAAUAGGAUAUUGCAUAGAUUGUAAUUUUUCAAUAAUUCUUGAUAGAGCUAGUGAAGAUUUGGAGAUUAUUAGGUCUGAAAGGAAGAGGAACACGGAAAAUCUAGAUUCUCUGUUGAAGAAAGUAUCAGCUCGGAUUUUUCAGGGGGGAGGUAUUGACAGACCGCUAAUAACAAAGCGUCGAUCUAGGAUGUGUGUUGGUAUUAGGGCGUCGCAUAGAUCUUUGCUUCCAGAUGGUAUAGUUCUGAAAAUUAGCAGCUCUGGAGCAACAUACUUUAUGGAACCCAAAGAAGCAGUGGAGUUGAAUAAUUUGGAAGUAAGACUUUCAAAUUCUGAAAAGGUGGAGGAGCAAGCCAUUUUGAGCUUGUUUACAUCUGCGAUUGCUGAAUCAAACAUAGAGAUUAAGUAUUUGUUGGAUAGAAUUCUUGAACUUGAUCUUGCUUUAGCAAGAGCUGCUCAUGGUCAGUGGAUGCAUGGUGUCUGUCCGAAUUUAACGACAGACGGUUUUGAAUCUUAUGAAACUGAUUCUUCUUUGUUAAUAGAUAUUGAAGCUAUACAACAUCCACUACUCCUAGAGACCUUUCUGAAAAAUUCACCAGAUCUUAUUGCAUCCAAAUCUGGGAGUUCAGAUCCCUUAAAUAGGGGAAAUGGUGCAAUGAAGUCUGAAGCUUUUUCUGAUUCAUGUGAUUUUCCUGUGCCUAUUGACAUCAAAGUUGGAUGUUCAACCAAGGUGGUUGUGAUCUCAGGACCUAACACUGGAGGCAAAACUGCUUCAAUGAAAACUCUAGGCUUGGCUUCUGUAAUGUCAAAGGCUGGGAUGUAUUUGCCUGCUAAGAGGCAGCCAAGGCUUCCAUGGUUUGAUCUUAUUCUGGCUGACAUUGGAGAUCACCAGUCUCUAGAACAAAAUCUCUCGACUUUUAGUGGGCACAUAUCGCAGCUAUGUAAGAUGUUGGAAGUGGCCUCAAAAGAAUCACUUGUCCUUAUUGAUGAAAUUGGGAGUGGGACUGAUCCUUCAGAAGGCGUGGCUCUUUCAGCCAGCAUCUUGCAGUAUUUAAAAGAUAGGGUUAACUUAGCUGUAGUGACUACCCAUUAUGCAGAUUUAACUCGCCUCAAAGAAAGGGAUACUCGGUUUGAGAAUGCAGCAAUGGAAUUCUCGCUGGAGACUUUACAACCUACCUAUCAGAUUCUGUGGGGAAGCAGAGGUGACUCAAAUGCCUUGAGUAUUGCUAAAUCAAUUGGCUUUGAUGACAAAAUAAUUGAACGCGCACAAGUAUGGGUGGACAAGUUGAUGCCAGAAAAACAGAAGACAAGGCAAAGUUUGCUGUAUCAGUCGUUAAUGGAAGAAAAAAACAGAUUGGAAACUCAAGCAAGGGGAGCUGCAUCUCUCGGUUCAGAUAUUAUGAAUCUUUAUCGUGAGAUUAGAGAUGAGGUUGAGGAUCUUGAUAGGCGUGAGGCAGUUCUUAUGGCGAACGAAACCCGAAAGGUCAAACGAGAGCUAAAAGCUGCAAAAUCUCAGAUAGAAAGUGUAAUACAAGAGUUUGAGAGUCAACUUAGAACCACAAGUGCUGAUCAAUUUAGUUCGCUCAUCAAGAAAUCGGAGUCUGCAAUUGCAUCCAUUGUUGAAGCACACUGCCCCAGUGAUGAUUUCUCUGUCAGAGAAACAGCUGACAAUUCUUAUACCCCACAAAUCGGUGAGCAAGUCCACGUGGAGGGGUUAGGAAAUAAGUUGGCUACUGUAGUUCAAGCUCUGGAUGAUGAUAACACUGUUCUUGUGCAAUAUGGAAAAAUCAGAAUCCGUGUCAAUAAAAGCAAUAUCAAAGCUCUUCGAAAUAAGAAUGCAAUUGCUGCAAAAAGUUCUGUCCAAAACAUGAAAAGGCAGGGUCAGCCGAGAAAAAAUGCGAGGAAUCUUUCAGAGUUCAGCAAUGAUAAGGAGGUCUCUUAUGGACCUGUGGUGCAAACAUCAAAGAACACAGUGGACUUGCGCGGUAUGCGAGUCGAGGAAGCUUCACAUUUCCUCAACACAGCCAUCAGUUCAAAAGGAUCUAAUUCAGUUCUGUUUAUAAUACAUGGAAUGGGCACCGGGGUUGUUAAGGAGUGUGCAAUUGAAAUAUUGAAAAAUCAUCCACGUGUUACUAAGUUCGAACAGGAAAGUCCAAUGAAUUACGGUUGUACAGUUGCUUAUAUCAAUUGAAAUGUCGCUCUUUUUUAGACUAAAAUAGGCCACAGUCACUAUGUAUGACUAAUUUUCUAUAAUGAUAUGCUUGUAGCUCCACUGAUGAUGUUUUCCUUCUGUCUCUCUCUCUAUGUUAUAGAUAUACUGAUAACCGGAAAUGAAUUGUUGCAUACGAAAAUAAGAGGUUUUUUUUGAAGCAAUAUGUAUGAUGUUUUGUUUUUGCUCUA
This is a messenger RNA of Camellia sinensis, 3848 nucleotides long. Lineage: Eukaryota; Viridiplantae; Streptophyta; Magnoliopsida; Ericales; Theaceae. The record is from RefSeq and is a predicted model, not a curated record.